GGAGCUUGGCUGCCCCACAAGCAGCGAGUUUUCGAGGCCCGGCCAGAGAUUUGAACCCAGGUCUCCUCCGCGGUCCUAGUCCGGCACUCUAACCGUUGCACCACGUUGUCUCCGCAUGUUCUACGCUAGAGCGCCGCCUUUCCAAAAGAGGUGCGGGGGCACGCACAGCUUUGCCUCCCACUUCACUUAGGCUCGGGCCAUGUGCCCUCCAGAGGCCCUCCGCGUCCUCCUCCGGAGGCGCCCGAAGGUUCUGCUGAGAGCGGAGGCGGAGGAAGGGGGCGCGGCGGACCGGCGAGGGUGGUCGCUUGCCCGCUUUUUCCCCUUCUUGGUUGGGAUGUCCCGAGGCGCAAGCGCCGGCCCCUCCGCCGCCGCCCGCAAGCCAGAGCAGACUCGCGGACCCUUUCUCGAAGAGCAGUUUCUGGCCAUUUGCCGAGAGGUGGCCAAGCCCAGGGAAGGGGCCAGCGGGUCGUGGGAGCUCAUGGCCGAGGCCGUGAGCUUCAGCAUCUUCCGGCUCUAUGAUGAGAAAUCUGGACUGUACGAGUAUAAAGUCUAUGGUAUUCUUGCUGAUUGUGCCCCAGAGCUAUGUGCCGAAGUUUACAUGGAUUUAACUUACAGAACAAAAUGGGACCGGUAUCUUAGAGAGCUUUGUGAGAAAACCCAUGAUGGCAGAACAGUCAUCUACUGGGAAGUGAAGUUCCCUUUCCCCAUGGCAAAUAGAGAUUAUGUUUUCAUUCGUGAGCGCCAAGAUAUGGAAGUUGAUGGGAAGAAGAUCUAUGUUAUAUUGGCUAAAAGUGUGAAUACUGCUAAAUUCCCAGAAAAGCCUGGGAUUGUUAGAGUAAAGAAUUAUAAACAAAGUGUGGCCUUUCAAAGCGAUGGCAAGAAAGGGUCUAAAGUUUUCCUGUCCUACUUUGAUGAUCCUGGUGGCAAGGUUCCUUCAUGGCUUGUUAACUGGGUAACCAAGACUGGAGUGCCUAACUUCUUGAAUGACAUGGAGAAAGCGUGCCUCAGUUAUCGCAAAAGAUAAAACUGCUCCUUGAAUUUUAUCCAAGUGGAUGGUUUAAAGGUGUGUUUUGCAUGGAUAAUCAGCCAUGACACAUCACUGAAUAACAUCUGCCUUUUGGGAUGGUAAUCAUGAGCCAUGUAAGUUCCCAGGCAUAUGACAAUGGAACCUAUUAAACUUUUUUUUUCAUUUUC
Rhineura floridana is the source of this 1194-nucleotide messenger RNA. RefSeq names its product phosphatidylcholine transfer protein (gene PCTP). The coding region runs from base 200 to 1024 and encodes 274 amino acids. The transcript has 6 exons. The record is from RefSeq and is a predicted model, not a curated record. Lineage: Eukaryota; Metazoa; Chordata; Lepidosauria; Squamata; Rhineuridae. Gene Ontology annotation, molecular function: phosphatidylcholine intramembrane carrier activity; phosphatidylcholine binding.